Molecule: messenger RNA, 4841 nt
Organism: Dinoponera quadriceps
Lineage: Eukaryota; Metazoa; Arthropoda; Insecta; Hymenoptera; Formicidae
Product: lachesin-like
Exons: 10
Coding region: 255-1556 (433 amino acids)
Cellular component (GO): neuron projection
Source: RefSeq, a predicted model, not a curated record
AGGACCAUCAGGUUCCCGAUCAGUUUACCGGCGUCCCUCAGUCCGUACGGUCGUGUCUGUAACUCGCGUCCGAUCCGCCGAAUCACGUGCGUCGCCUCGCAGAAAGGGUGAAAGAAAUAAAAGGGACGGGCGAUGUCGGCCUUACCGUCGACCGUCGAGCGUGUCACCGCGACGUCGUCGUCGUUGAAUCGAGCCCGAGAUGUGUGAAAGCCCUCCAGGAUUACUGCUGCAGCUGGAUCCAUGAUUGCGGCAAAAUGGUGGAUCGGCAAAAAGCACUACUGAUGGUGUUACUGGCACUGCUGAUUUACCCAAACGACAUCUUCGGAGGCGCUUUUCAGCCCGAAUUUUCCGGCCCUAUCACCAAUCUAACCGUGCCGCUCGGGAGGGACGCCACUUUCACGUGUCUGGUGAAACAUCUAGGAGGCUACAGAGUCGGCUGGGUGAAGGCGGACACGAAGGCGAUCCAGGCGAUACACGACCACGUGAUCACGCACAAUCAGAGGGUGACCGUGUCCCACAGCGACCACACCAUGUGGAACCUUCACAUCAAGGGUGUCCAAAGGGAGGACGGUGGACUCUACAUGUGUCAGAUCAACACGGACCCCAUGAAGAGUCAGACAGGUAUGCUGACGAUUGUUGAGCCACCCGACAUCAUCCCUGAAGGUACAUCGAGCGACAUGAAUGUGGGCGAGGGUGGCCAGGUGAAGUUAACGUGCCGGGCGAGAGGCGUACCCGCGCCGCGCGUAUCCUGGCGCCGGGAAGACGGCAGGAACAUUAUAAUUCGGGAGCAGUCUGCAGUAAGCGGCCAGAACCAGAAGUCUCACGUAUCUACUACCGUGACCGAGUACUUUGGUGAGGACCUAAAGAUAACGAAGAUCUCGCGGAACGAGAUGGGAGUUUAUCUGUGCAUCGCCAGUAACGGCAUCCCGCCCGCGGUCAGCAAACGUAUUUUUAUCAACGUUCAUUUUUCACCGGUGAUUCACGUACCCAAUCAGCUGGUCGGCGCGCCCUUGGGAACCGACGUGGUCCUAGAAUGUUUCGUAGAGGCGUCCCCGAAGUCGAUCAACUACUGGGUCAACGACAAGGGCGCGAUGAUAAUAUCCAGCGUCAGGCAUGACGUACAGGCGGUGGCGAAGUCGCAGUUCGAGGUCCGGAUGAUCCUCACUAUCCGGAACCUGCAGAAACACGAUGUGGGAACGUACCGGUGCGCGGCCAAAAAUUCCCUCGGCGAUGUCGAGAGCAGUAUUCGAUUAUACGAUAUCGCCGCGCCGGCUAAGACGCAGACGGCGGUGCAGCUGUCGUUCGACGACGAGGAGGACGAGUCGGUGUACGGCUCGGCGGAGAUGGACAAGAUGGAGAACAGACCGCUGGCGGUGGACAACACGGUGCACGGACACGUGGGCUCGGCUUCGGUCGCCACGCCGUCCUCCGCGAUCCGCAGCGGCAAGAAACGGCCGGUGAUCAACGCGAAAUCGGGCACCGACCCUUGCCCGCGACGCUUCUCCGUCGUCUUGUCGUCAUUGGUGUCGCUGAUGGUCGUCUGCCGAAGGUGGUAGUGGUGAGAGACGGGAACAAGCCGAGGAUUCUCAAGGACCGAGGUCAGGACACCGAUUUCGGCGACAGCGUAACCACAUUUGGAGAAGCGUGCCAUUCGAUUGACACUCGACGACCGACAGAAGUUGUUCCGAAGUUGCUUCUGUUGCGGGCUGCUGAAUGAGCCCCGGGAAAGAAAGAUACAUUCGCGACACGUGCCUCGUCGGGCUAUCGGAAUCUUCUUCAGAGUAGAUCCUGGGCUGUUCUUCGAACGCGUGACUCUUUGAUUGCAGCUAAUUAUUAGUGGGGAAUCGCGUGGAACGGAGCAUAAGCUGAAUUUCACGCUCGACGGCCGUCCUCGCGUAGGAAGAAGCGUGAGUUCCGGGCUUCGUUCAACCGUUUACUCGACAAUACGCAACGAAAACAACUUCGAGCAGGCUUAAAAGCCUCACCGCCGACGACGACGAUGAUGACGAUGUAUCGUCUUCCUUGAAUGGCUUAUUCGUAAUUCGUAGACCUAAUCAAUGCCGGGAGCUCGCGGAAGGGAUGAACCAGGUGGGGCCGAAGACGCGGGGCGUAUCUUGAUCGUUGCGACUUAGUAAUUGCAUUGGGAGGAAUCGACCGGUGAGUGCUAUGUUAAUUAAAUUUCGAGAUAUGAUUUCGGUCGGCGUUGUUUUCAAUAUUUUAGGCGAUGUUCUAAAUUCUUUCAUUUUUACCAAGUUGCUCCUGGUACCGCGAUAUAAUCUCAUCUUACGGCGCACCGUCUCAUUUGCUCUCAGAGGCGAUCCGCGACACCGAGAUCGAUACGAACGUCUAUCGAACAGAGUCGCAAAUUUUAUGUGAGACACAAUCAAUUCUCUACUUUAUCAUGCGUCAGAGUUCACGCGUUAUCGAAUAAAAUCCGUGCGGAUCGAUUGAGAUACUCGCGGCAGACAAGCGAUGUUUAAGUGUAUCACGAAGAAGAAAGCAACGAAAGCGAGAGAAGACAAAAGAGAAGACGACGAGAAGCGGUAGAGGCCGCAGGAUGGUAAAACGGAGAGGCCGGGAAGAAGGGAGACAUAUCUCGAAGCGGUGACGGUUGUCGGAUGGCAUUCCGCGCGGAAAGGCCAAGCGGGUGCGUAAUAACUCUUCAGUUUCGGCGGCGUGAUGCAAAUCUGCGCGAUGUAUAUAUGUACGUGUAUCAUAUAACGGGCACGCGCUUGCACGUGUAUAUGUGUGCAUACUGACACGUCAGGGUAACUAACACGUUCGUGCCACCUUCCCCCCAUCCUUCCUCCCCCGCCGCUCCUGAAUCGCGUGUGAGCGGCGCGGCGGUUCCGUAGGUAACCCCUUGUACGAUCGCCGGUGUGUAAUAGAAUAUGUAUCGCGAUUAACGAGUAUCGACAGCUUUAAAUGAGUUCGACCCGGAAGUAGCGAGGCCAUCUCGCGUGCGUGCGUGCGUCCGUCUUGCAGGAUCCUCUCGAUCAAGCACCGGACCAAUCUCGAUUGCGAGACGGACGAACGGCCUCGAAGUUGUGUUCGCCACACGUCCCAAUCGCAGACGCGCGAUCGCACCUCCUCCUCCUUCUCUUCUUCUUCUUCUUCUUCUUUCUCCGCGAAGUUACUUCUUCCUUUCUUCGUGUUGCGCGUUGCUGUUGCCACGUUUGCUGGUCGCUACUCGAGGAUUUUUUGCGACACUGAUUACACAGCGGCUCUCGACAGUAAAACUCCGCCGGUGGUCAACGUGGAAUUAAGUGUGACCUUUCGAGGAAGGUUUAUUUCGGAGAGCUCCGCUUUCGCCGGAUAUCGGCGACUCUCGAUAAAGAAACUUCGCGAUAGCGGUCAGGCAGUGGUGAGUGAUUUUCGAUGAUCGGUAGAACUCGAGUGUUCUACUUUCGAGAGCUGCUUUAGAUAUUAGAAAUUCCCCGAUUAAAGUAAAAAUCGAAUGACAUUCAACUGGUAUUUAUAUGGGAACUUUGUUCUUUCAGAGUGACUGACAAUAUCAUAAAUCUCUCGGUUUGAUUUGAGGCUGAAAUAAGUGACGCUAAAAGUACCCACUUAAAAGCUUUUUCUUCCUUUAGAAACAAAAAUUUAAUGAGAAAUAACUCUCAAUAAAAUAAAAAACUCUCAAUAUUAUGAUUUGUAAGAUAGAAAACUGUUUGCACAAAGCGACUAAGUUAACAGGUAACAUGUAUGAAAGGAAUACCUAUUUUUAAAGAUAGUAAAUAAAAGUUGCACGCGGGAAGUAUAGUUCUUAUUUUCUUACAUUGACCGAAUUAAUGGCAAGACAAUAAAUUCGCUUUUUUUCGCGUCCCAUAAAUGCGAUGUGAUAUUUUAAGCUAACGCAACUGGAUAUUUUUUAUGAAUUCCUCGGUUAUUUGUUGAGAAGACACGAACUUUUAUGUAGGAAGCGUGAGAUUAAACCUAUUAUUUCGUCUGCAAUUUCGACGCGUGAAAUAAAAUUAUCAACAAAAAAACAAAAAAUAGCAAUUACAAAGCGACGGUGACGUUUGCAGCAAGAGUUAGUACACAUAAAAAAUAUUUGCGACAAUAACGACGUUUCUGAAGAACUCUAUGUUGGGCGUGAACUGCAAUUCGUGAUUAUUUAGGAGCAAUUCAAUCAAAAAGCUGUCAAUGAGAAAUUUCGUCGAUCGCGCGUCCUACGAUCGGGCACUGAUAUCCGAUCUGAUAUCCGACUGAUUGCUCGUUUCCGGCGUGAGCGAAACAACUAGUAAGUGUUCGAUAGAUAAAAGACGAUCCUUUUUCUGACGCGCGAAUUGCUCCAAGCAAAUGUGCGGAAAAACGCGUGUGUGCGUGUGUAUGUCUCUAAAUAUGCGUGCAUUUGUGUGUGAGAGAGAGAAAAAGAAGUUGAAAGCAAAGGAGAGAGAGAGAGAGAGAGAGAGAGAGAGAGAGAGAGAGAGAGAGAGAGAGAGCAUAAGCGAUACUAAUUAUAUUUUUAUAUUUCCAUCCCAUAGCGUGCUUACGUUCCGUAACGAUAGAUUCUUUGAUUACGGUCAGUUUUAUUCAGCCACGCCGCAAUAGCGUGACGUCCGGUUUUUGCAGUGAUUUCUCUAAUUACACUAGAUGUCGCGCAACAGCGAGCGUCGCGGCGUUAAUGGCUUGUGAAAAAUGUUGGCCGGCUCGGCCCUCUGUUUGCGGAUCUACAUUCAGCUUUCGGACGCAGUUCCACAAAGUGGAUCCAGCACGGCCACGGAAUAAUAAAAUCGAUCGCAUCGGUUUCACCACGCGCCGCUCUCACUACGACAGUGUGUUGUAUUCACUCACCUAAAUAAAUCGGGCGUUCCCGCGGGCGCACGGUUUUGGAUUUU